CCCGGGGUGGUCAUGGGAAGUGGGUAGGCGGGGCCACGUCUCAGCCAAUCGCUUCCCCCGGAAGUAGGUGGGGAAGUGUAGGUACUGACUACGAGUCGGGUUGCCCUGGAGGCUGUUCUUGGCUUUGUAGCUGACCCAACAUGGCGGGCACAACACAGAGCGGGAUUCGGCUCAGCGCGCUAUGUCCAAAGUUUUUGCAUACAAAUUCUACCAGUCACACAUGGCCUUUCAGUGCAGUUGCUGAACUGAUAGAUAAUGCUUAUGAUCCUGACGUGAAUGCUAAGCAGAUAUGGAUUGACAAGACUGUUAUAAAUGACAACAUAUGCUUGACAUUUACUGACAACGGAAAUGGCAUGACUUCAGAAAAGUUACAUAAAAUGCUAAGUUUUGGCUUUAGUGAUAAAGUUUCAAUGAAUGGUCGUGUCCCAGUUGGAUUAUAUGGAAAUGGAUUCAAGUCAGGCUCAAUGCGCCUAGGUAAAGAUGCAAUAGUUUUUACCAAAAAUGGUGAAACUAUGAAUGUGGGCUUAUUGUCACAGACCUAUCUGGAAGCUACAAAAGCAGAACAUGUCCUUGUCCCAAUAGUAGCAUUUAACAAGGACCGACAGCUCUUUAAUUUAGCUGAAUCAAAAGCCAGUCUUAAAGCAAUCCUGGAGCAUUCUUUAUUUUCUACGGAACAGAAGUUAUUGGCUGAACUUGAUGCUAUUAUAGGUAAAAAAGGAACAAGAAUCAUCAUUUGGAAUCUUAGGAGAGACAACAAUGGAAUAACAGAAUUUGACUUUGAAAAGGAUAAAUAUGACAUUAGAAUUCCUGAAGAUUUAGAUGAAACAGGGAAGAAAGGGUACAAAAAACAAGAAAGAAUGGACCAUAAUAUCAUUCCUGAAAGUGACUAUUCCCUGAGGGCUUAUUGCAGUAUACUGUAUUUAAAACCAAGAAUGCAGAUCAUUUUACGAGGACAGAAAGUGAAGACACAGUUGGUCUCCAAAAGUCUUGCUUACAUUGAGCGUGAUGUUUACAGACCCAAAUUUUUAGCUGCUAAAACGGUAAGAAUUACCUUUGGAUUUAACUGCAGAAACAGAGAUCAUUAUGGGAUAAUGAUGUAUCACAAAAAUCGGCUCAUCAAAGCUUAUGAAAGAGUUGGUUGUCAGUUAAAGGCAAACAACAUGGGUGUUGGAGUAGUUGGAAUUAUAGAGUGUAACUUCCUAAAGCCAACUCACAAUAAACAAGAUUUUGACUACACAAAUGAGUACAGGCUUACCAUAGCAGCACUGGGAGAAAAGCUUAAUGAUUACUGGAAUGAAAUGAAAGUGAAGAAAAAUGAAGACUGUCCUUUAAAUUUGCCUGUUGAAGAUAUUCAGAAACAGCCUGACCAGACAUGGGUUCAGUGUGAUUCUUGCCUAAAAUGGCGAAAACUGCCAGAUGGAAUAAUAAUAGAUAAUCUGCCUGAAAAAUGGUAUUGCUCCUUGAAUCCUGACCCACAGUUCAGGAGUUGCAGUGUACCAGAAGAACCUGAAGAUGAAGAUGUAGUACAUCCCACAUAUGAAAAAACCCAAAAGAAAAAAGAUAAAGAAAAAUUCAAGAUGAAACGACUGGAGUUUAACUCUCAGUCUUGUAAUGAAUUAUAUAUGAAAAGCCAUGCUUCCUCUUCAUGUAAAGACUUCACCACCCCAGUGAAGGAAAGCAUUCCAAGAUCACAUCAAUCAUCUCAACUGGAUCUUGACAACAGCUCUAGCUUCAAACGGAGAUCUUCUGGUUGUUUGACUCCUUCGAGUGCAAAGAUAAUAAAAUACGAUGAUGAUGAUGUCAUUAUCUUAGAAGAGAACAGUACCCCCAAACCUUCUGUAGAUUCUGUUACAGUAGUAAAAACUGAACAGAUUCAUACAGAGCAAAAUGAUACUCAGUCUGAGAGUGUUGCUCACCAAGAACCUUGCGAGCCAUUUACUUCACAAAUCAGUUCUGUAUCCAGUUCUGGAUGUGACUAUGAACCGAAGUCUGCUGCAACACAAACUGAAAUUCCAAAGUUAGCAAUUAAAAAGGAAGAACCUAUUGAAGAUGACAUGGAUUGCCAAGAUAGUACACAGCAAGCCAUUUUAGAAGCGGAGUCAAAUCAAGAAACUCUGAAUAGAUUUGAUAACUCUUCAGGUGACACUGGAUACCAGUUAAGUGAAUUUAAAAAUGAAUUGCAGCUUGCCAAUGAAGAAAAAGAAAAUUACAAAAGGCAAUGUGAAAUGUUAAUGGAAAAAGUGGAAAAUUUAGAAAUGAAGAUUGUUGAAAUUAAUGAUAAAUAUGUGAAAAAGGAAACUUGUGAGCAAUCGACUGAAACUGAUGUUACAUUUUUACUUGAAAACGUUAAUGGAAAUUCCAGAAGUCCAGAGCAGUUGGCGUUUCAAUUAGAGCAGGCUUUGAAGGAGAUAGAAAAGCUGAGAGAACACUGUAACACUUUUCAGAAUUUAAAAGCUGAAUGUAGUAAAUGUUCAAGCAGUGAGACUAAAACUGAAGUGGACGAAAUGGCUGUGCAACUUGAUGAUGUUUUCAGACAACUGGACAAAUGCAGUGUUGAAAGGGACCAGUAUAAAAAUGAGGUGGAAUUAUUAGAAAUGGAAAAAACACAAAUAGGCUUUCAAUGUGAAGAACUCAAAACUGAAGUUGAACAAUUAAAAGCCACAGUUUCACAAAUGAGAAGAUCAGAUGAUUCAACAACUAGUAACAUUGAAGCUUCUAUGAAUUAUUCUGAUGGGGAAAGCCUCAAACUUCGAUCCCUUCGAAUCAAUGUGGGCCAGCUGCUGGCUUCGAUUAUGCCUGAUCUAGAUCUACAGCAAGUAAAUUACGAUAUCGAUGUAGUUGAUGAAAUUUUAGGACAGGUCAUUGAACAAAUGCAUGAAAUCAGUAGUACAUAAAGUAUAUUUUCUGUGAAGUCAUUUUCCCAGUAUUUCUGUUGUACAGUUUCCAAGAUGUAGGCAAUAUUAUUCUUUUUUAAAGGUACAGAAGGUAAUAAACUAAAGUACUAUGUAUGCUUACUGAAAAAAUCCAUAUUCUAUGCACUCAAAUUCUCCCACAAAUGCUGUGGAUACUUUGUCAUAACUUAAAAAAAUAUUGAAAGGUGUUGAUCUUUAGCCAGAAAUUGUAUUACAAAUAUAAAUGUAUUUAUAAUUAAGUCUGCAUAUAUUUUUUAUGAUGAUGUUAGGGACUUAAGUGUUUUUGCUAAGAGCUUUUCUGAUCACCUCACACCUUUGUGCAAUCUUUCCAGUCCCUCAAAUUAUAUUUUUUCCCCCCCAAAAUGAGGAUUGUGCCACAAUUUAAAUGGAGAGUGUUCCUUUAGCUUUCUUACAUAAAGAAUCUUUGGGAAUUUUUACUUUAAUCUACCUAUUUAUGACUGAGAUUAGUGCCUGCUUUGUGAACUAUCUUUAGUAAAUGGCUGUUAGAUUCCUUUAGAUGAUUUCCUAUCUUUGAAAUUGAACAUUCUUUAAAACAAGGUAGCAAUAACAGUGGUUUAUAUAGGUUUUCCUGGUGAUUUUUUCUUAGAGUUACAUCACACUUUGGUACUAUUUUAAUUUCAACACUAGGAUUGUUCCUGCAGACAUUGCCAAUCAUGUUGAAUUACAGAAGUAUUUUUUUUUAAAUAUGGACAUAUAAGCCUAAGUAUCAGAAAAUAAGAGGGUUGACUAUAUCAAAUGUGAUAAUCAAAAUCAUGAAACUCAUUUUUGUCUUCUUGUGAAAAAUGAGUGUGAUUUUCUAUUUAAUUUUUUGAGGUUUUCUAUGCAGCCAAUUCUAGGCUACUACAUAACUUUGCUGGGUGAUCUCUUUAGCAAUACUGCAUUCUUAGUUAUGUUAUCAACUUAGAUAUUCAUCAUUCUUAGGUUAAAUUGGAACUAUCGCUCUAAUACUGUACUGUGGCAUACCAUAUUGCGUUAUUAUGCUUUGUAUUUGCUGCAUUUCGGUGGAAUUUCUAACAGGUAGCUAUUUCUAUUACACACAACAUAUGUAUGUAUAUAAAUUCAGAACCAUAUUUUUCUCAAUCAAAUGUGGGUUUUUUUCAAAUCAUUUAUUAUUUAUUUUAUUUUUUCUUGAACAAUUCAGUACUUGUAUAGGAUGCUUUUAUGAGGUAUGCAUAAAAUACAUGUAGAUCGUAUUAAGAUAUUAACAUUUUUAUGGUACAAAAGAUUCCCCCCCUUCCCCCCGCAAAAAAGCAGCAAGUAAAUGGAUUUGGUUAAUUUCUGGUUGUUAAUCAAAAAGUGAUUAAAAGUGUAUUUUUUGUAUAAAAUGUUUUUUUUUUGUCAAACUUGUAACUGGUCAAAUUUUUUUUAAAGCUUGUAAUAAAAUACAUAAUGGCUAUCUUAA
Messenger RNA from Dromiciops gliroides (monito del monte), 4335 nucleotides. It is a transcript of the gene MORC3, whose product is annotated as MORC family CW-type zinc finger 3. Bases 141 to 2894 code for a protein of 917 amino acids. Lineage: Eukaryota; Metazoa; Chordata; Mammalia; Microbiotheria; Microbiotheriidae. The record is from RefSeq and is a predicted model, not a curated record. Gene Ontology annotation, molecular function: ATP hydrolysis activity; zinc ion binding. The transcript is spliced from 17 exons. Gene Ontology annotation, cellular component: nucleus; PML body.